AUUGUGUGGCAAAAGAUCAUGUGAAUGUCUGAAAAUACACCCACUGUUACCACUCGAAGGACUGUGCAGGAUGGUCCUGUGCAUGUUGCAACUGCAGUAACAGGAAGCGACCUGAAAGUCAGUGUUGAAAAGGAACUUGUCUCUCAAGCUGAGAAAGAGGACAUGGAGGCUCUUUUGGGCACUUACGUCAUGGGUAUUAGUGAGGCGGAGGCAUUUUCAGAAAGGUUGAAGAGAGAGCUUCUUGCCCUAGAAGCAGCAAAUGUGCAUGCCAUUUUGGAAAGUGAACCUCUGAUAGAUGAGGUACUUCCUUUUACUUUAUAGCUGUGCUUUUGCUUUGGGUAUCUAUUCCUCUUUUCAGGUAGUUUAAGGAAGAGGCUCCUUUGUUUGUCCAUCCCAUGGUUUACCAUCAUUUAAGUCCUCUCACUCCUGUCAUUUUCUGCCAUUAGGGGUUUGAUUCAGGCCUAUCUAUUCCAUGCUAUCUCCUGCACUUUCAAUGUACUCAAUUUUUUAAAAUUCUCUAUCUUGUUUUUCUUCUAUUUAAGGCAAUAAAAGGAGAGAUUUCUUUCUAUUUUCCAUUUAGUGGUCCUUAAUGCAUUGUCAUACUCUGAAAUGGUGCUAAUAUGGAUUUUUUCUUGUGCCUAAGGAGUUUUUCUUUAUCUUCUGUCCCGCUAAGCUUUUAUGACAAUACUGUUAUGGCUAGUGUUGGCCAUCCCUCCUUUCCUUUUAUCUUUCUUCUUCUUUCAUUUUAUUUCUUUCUUUCCAGUUUUGUUUAAAUUUUUUAAGUUAUUUCAUGGCUAAAUAAUUAAAUGGUUACUUU
This is a messenger RNA of Rubroshorea leprosula, 817 nucleotides long. Lineage: Eukaryota; Viridiplantae; Streptophyta; Magnoliopsida; Malvales; Dipterocarpaceae. The record is from the annotation of a GenBank genome assembly.